AUGUUCUCAAUGAGCGCCGAACCGUAUGUACUUGCCAGCUCUUCAGGCGAUCGCUCAUCCGUUGUUAACUGCGGGCAGGUUACGUAUCGACUGCUCGGCCGGGCUUUGAAAGUCCACAGCAAUCUUGCAAAGCAGAUGUUAUUUGAUUUCCGUCGAACGGAAAAUGCGAAAAAACCGAACAGCGUGUCUGCCACUUACCUGAUUAGCGGGGUUCAAUUGUCGCAACGAAAACAGGCUAUAAAUGGAGGGUCGCACGAUGGUGAAGAUGUGACAAUGAGAAGCAGCCCCUUUAUGAGCUCUGUGCCUCAGCCGGACGACAACGGAGGCGGAAUCGAGCGCCCUGUCCGCACAACUUCGUUCGUUUUGGCCAGGGAAGAGGAUUUGGAUGACGCGAAAGCUACAUUCGACUCAAUAUCAACGAUACAUAUCUACAGCUUACAACCAAGCACGCUCCAGGAUCUUAAUGUGUUGGUUGAUGUCAGCCGAGAGAUUCUCACGUCGUUCGGAAGUGAAGAUCCUCUGGAGCUGGGGAAGCACUGGGGUAUGAUUCAGAAUAAAAAUGUCAAGCGGAGAAAAACAGCAAGACCACCUCCACCAAAGGCAGAAGUUCCAAAGAAGGAAACUGUGCAACCAAAUACUGAGAUUACAACUUCGUCAAAGGAAUCAUUGCAAAAGGUAGAAGCAAAAAGCAAUGAAAAGGUACCUGCUCGUGGCAAGAAAGGGGAUUUAUUCUCUUCGUUUGCCAAUGCAAAGGCGAAGUCAAAUUUGAAGAAAGAAGACUCGGCUGCAUCUAGUGUAAAAUCGGUGAAAGAAGAUACCCAACAGAAAGGAAUGUUUGAUGGUGAUGACGACGAUGCCGAAGAGGCUGAAGGGGAGGAACCAUUCUCAAAUAGCGGAGAAUCCAAGAGCAUUUCAGCUCGGGAAUCACGGAAAGACCGAGAAGCCAAAUUAAAGCAGAUGAUGGAAGAUGAUGAUGAAGAUGAAGACAUGCCGGAUGCCUCCGAGGCGCCUAUUGAAUCUGCAAACGAAGAAGCCGAGCAGAAGAAACAGCCCGAACCGGAGUCCAAAGAAGAAGUUACUGUUCAGGGCGGACGGCGUCGCGGCAAGCGGAAAAUCAUGAAGAAAAAGACUGUCAAGGAUGACGAAGGCUACCUUGUGACCGUGGAAGAGCCCGCAUGGGAAUCGUUCUCUGAAGAUGAACCGGCGCCACCGCCGAAAAAGAAGGCUGCUGUCAGCGCAGCGGGGAAGAAGGCGGGGCAGGGCAGCAUCAUGUCGUUUUUUUCCAAGAAAUAA
Messenger RNA from Talaromyces atroroseus, 1293 nucleotides. RefSeq lists its product as hypothetical. Lineage: Eukaryota; Fungi; Ascomycota; Eurotiomycetes; Eurotiales; Trichocomaceae. Gene Ontology annotation, cellular component: nucleus; delta DNA polymerase complex. Gene Ontology annotation, biological process: DNA strand elongation involved in DNA replication; DNA synthesis involved in UV-damage excision repair; nucleotide-excision repair, DNA gap filling. The record is from RefSeq and is a predicted model, not a curated record. Bases 1 to 1293 code for a protein of 430 amino acids. The transcript is spliced from 7 exons. Gene Ontology annotation, molecular function: DNA-directed DNA polymerase activity.